AGGGUUAAAACAUUUUCACAAAGCAAAAUGGAAGUUAAUUUAACUGAUGCAAAAUACAAAUAAAAAAAAGUUUUGCAAACAAAAAAAAAAGUCAGCUUUUUUAUUAAACCAACAAGCUUUUCUUGAAUGUAAUAUAUUUUAAUCUAUUUUAUAAUGAUUAUGAUAAUUUAUUGUCUUUGUUACAAUUAAUUUCUAUAACCCGUUUUUUUUUCUCUUAUCCGUUUAUUUUCAGAAUUUUUUUUAAUUCUAAUAUUCUCCUUCUGCAACACCUGGCAGACUCAUUUAGAAGCAAAUCACACUUUGUGUCCUGCACUCUCUUGGCGUUAGACAAAACAAACUGGAGGCUGGAUUGCAGCUAGAUUGGAUGAAGUUGGAGCUCCUCCCUCUUCACAUUUUUGUACAAAUAAAAUCUUUGUUGCACCAGGGUUGGACCUGUUACAUUGGCAGCACUGCACAUUCACAGGAACUUCCUUUAAACAAGAGAUUGGGAGUCCAGAAUGCAAUUUUUGUUCCAACCAAACGCACCAGCUCUCUGGGCCACACAAAUCUGCCUGGCAUGUUUGUUCAUCACGAUCCUUUCCUCUGGAUCUGUUGCCCCUCUCCAUGCCCCUCCAGUAACAACAGGUCUUCGCUCUGCUUUCUCUGCAUCACGAACCAGCAGCGUGGUCGGGGGCAAGCAGAAGGCAGUGACUUUCAACAAGCUCAUGGUUAACAUCGGAGGGGAUUUCAAUCCAGACAGCGGCCACUUCCGCUGCCGCAUCCCCGGGGCUUACUACUUCUCUUUCUCUGUGGGCAAGUUUCCAAAAAAGCUGCUCUCUGUUUUACUGGUGAAGAACGGGGAGGAGGUUCAGGCCAUCGCCUAUGACGAUUACCGCAAGAAAGGAAGGAAAGUCCAGAGCCAGAGUGUCAUGAUCACUUUGAAAGAAAUGGACACGGUGUGGCUGCUUUUGCAGCAGAGUCCCCAGUAUGCUCUGUACAGUAAUGCUGGCCCUUACAUCACUUUCUCCGGUUACCUCGUCUAUCCUGACGUCCAGCCGACCAGCCAGAUCAGCAACUACCUCUCUCCUCCGGCUCUGUCCUACCCCAACUGCCCUUCUCAGGCUGAAACCGCCGAGCAGCCACGCUCGGCCUUCUCAGUGGCACGGACGUCAGCGCUCAUGGGUCACAACGGCAUGCGCGAAGACAAAUCACCUUUGACCUUUGACGUGGAGUAUGUCAACAUCGGGGGACAUUUCAAUAAGACCUCCGGCGUGUUUACGUGCCACUUCCCCGGCGCAUAUUUUUUUGCUUUCACGGUGGGGAAGCAUCCUCGCAAGGCCGUUUCAGUGAAGCUGAUGACGGGGAACGGAGACGUGCAGGCCAUGGUGUUCGACGAGGACACAUCCAAGAGGAGGGAGAUGCAGAGUCAGAGCUUACUGUUGUUGCUGCGCAGCGGAGAAAAGGUGUGGCUGUACAGCCAGCAAGAUGAGCGCUACGCCGUCUACAGCAACCAGGGGAGGUACACCACCUUUUCUGGUUUCCUGGUGUAUCCUGGAGCAGAGACACUCUCCAACAAUUAUCUAUAAAUGCCGUAAAGAUUAUUUUUCUUAUUUAGACGAUAGAGUACUACAAGAGCAGCACACAGUUUAGAAUUAAUGCUCAUUAUAGCUUAAUACUUUGUUGGCUUUGUUAAAAAACGAGAUUUCAGGGUGUCCACAAGAUGGUGCUAAGACACAAUGAUGGACUCUAACCAGCACUUACUGUGUUUCAUGACAUCAAACCACAGUAAGCUGCAAAAUACUCCAAAAAGACGUGUCAUCUUUGUAAUUUUCAUGCAAGUUUGGUCUUUUUUUUCCACAUUUUUUUAACAGUUAAAGUUUUACAGUGUUGCUUGAUCACUCCACAAGAUGGUGCUAAGACACAAUGAUGGACUCUAACCACCUCUUAAUGUGUUCCAUGUCAUCAAACCACAGUAUACUCCAAAAAGACAUGUCAUCUUUGUAAUCUACAUACAAGUUUAGUCAAUUUUUUGAACUUUUUUUAAAUAAAAGUUUUACAGUGUUGCUUUUUUAAAAUGUUAAAAGGAUCUUUGAGUGAGUAACCAUGUAAAUGAUGUAAAGAUUAUACAAAAGUAAAGUUUAGCCAUAGAUGAGUGAUCAUGUUAGACGUUUUUGUACCGUGGCCUCAUCUCUAAAAGUUUUUUGCACCAUUUGUCAGAAAUUUCUAAUAAAUAUGUUAACAUUAGUUCUAACACAAA
Messenger RNA from Oryzias melastigma (Indian medaka), 2236 nucleotides. RefSeq names its product C1q and TNF related 13 (gene c1qtnf13). The transcript is spliced from 2 exons. The record is from RefSeq and is a predicted model, not a curated record. The coding region runs from base 498 to 1565 and encodes 355 amino acids. Gene Ontology annotation, molecular function: protein binding. NCBI's taxonomy places the organism in Eukaryota, Metazoa, Chordata, Actinopteri, Beloniformes, Adrianichthyidae.